Telopea speciosissima is the source of this 2767-nucleotide messenger RNA. RefSeq names its product transcriptional corepressor LEUNIG_HOMOLOG-like. Bases 229 to 2646 code for a protein of 805 amino acids. Gene Ontology annotation, molecular function: transcription corepressor activity; protein binding. NCBI's taxonomy places the organism in Eukaryota, Viridiplantae, Streptophyta, Magnoliopsida, Proteales, Proteaceae. The record is from RefSeq and is a predicted model, not a curated record. The transcript has 18 exons.
UUUUUUGUUUUUGGGAAAGAUUUAGUGAUUUUUAGUUGUUGGAGUGGAUUUAGGGUUCGGGCUAUGGAAAUUGGUGUUGCCUGGAAGCCAGGAUCGGUAAUGUAGGCUGUGAUCCGUCUCGUUAGUAGGAUCAGAGCUGCAAGGUGUGAUCGUUUCAGCUCUUCUGAUCUAUUUUUAAGCUUUUUUCUUUUGACUUUUUAUGUUCUUUGUUGGGUUGGAAAUCUGGCCAUGGCUCAGAGUAACUGGGAAGCGGAUAAGAUGCUCGAUGUUUACAUUUAUGAUUAUUUGUUGAAAAGAAAUCUGCAUGCAUCUGCAAAGGCUUUCAUGACCGAAGGAAAGGUUGCUGCAGAUCCAGUUGCAAUUGAUGCUCCUGGGGGAUUUCUGUUUGAAUGGUGGUCCGUCUUCUGGGACAUUUUCAUUGCAAGGACAAAUGAGAAGCAUUCCGAGGUUGCUGCAGCUUAUAUAGAGUCACAACAAAUCAAGGCGAGGGAGCACCAACAGCAGAUGCAAAUGCAGCACUUGCAACUUAUGCAGCAACGGCAUGCUCAAUUGCAACGAAGAGAUCCUAAUCAUCCUUCGCUUGGUGGGCCGAUAAAUGCAAUGAACUCUGAAGGAAUGCUGGGACAGUCUAAUGCUAGUGUCUUGGCAGCAAAAUUGUAUGAAGAACGAAUGAAACAUCCUCACUCAAUGGAUUCAGAUGCGCCGCCACAACUUCUAGAUGCUAGUAGGAUUGCCCUCCUGAAAUCAGCAAACACUCAUCCAGGCCAGUUGGUCCAAGGUAACCCGGGAACUGUCUCUGCAGCACUACAGCAAAUGCAGGCACGAACACAACAGACAACUGACAUCAAGGCAGAACCUAACUUGGGUGUAAACCAAAGAUCUUUGCCGAUGGAACCAUCAUCGCUUUAUGGACAGGGGAUUAUACAGUCAAAAUCCGGACUAGGCAGUGCAGGAUUGAGCCAAGGUGUCAGUGGUCUUCCUUUGAAGGGUUGGCCGUUACAUGGCAUUGAUCAAAUACGGCCAAAUUUAGGUGCACAAGUACAAAAGCCAUUUACACAGAACCCGAAUCAAUUUCAGCUUUUGACUCCACAGCAACAGCAACAGUACUUGGCACAGGCUCAGGCACAAGGCAACCUUGGUAGUGCACCUAACUAUGGAGAUAUGGAUCCUCGAAGAUUUAGGGUUUUACCUAGGAGUAACUUGAACUCAAAAGUUGGUCAACCUACAGGAAAUGAUGGAUCUAUAGGUUCGCCCAUGCAAUCAAGUUCACCAAAGGUUAGAGGGCCUUCUCAAGAUCAAGCAGAAUAUAUCAUGAAGGUACAGAUGAAAAUGGCCCAGAUGCAGCAGUCUUCCUCUCAACAACAGCAGGAUCACCUACAGCAACAACAACUGCAACAGAAUAACAGAAAAAGGAAACAACCAACUUCUUCUGGAGCUGCUAACAGUACUGGUACUGGGACUACAGUGGGCCCUUCCCCUAACUCCCAACCAUCUACUCCAUCGACUCAUACACCUGGUGAUGCGGUGGCUAUGCCUGGUGUUCUACCGCAUGUCAGCAGUAUGUCAAAAAGUUUGAUGAUGUAUGGUCCAGAUGGGACAGGCCUUGCAUCAUCUUCAAAUCAGCUGGAGGACAUGGAACAUUUUGGAGAUGUUGGUUCAUUGGAUGAUCAUGUGGACUCAUUUCUUUCGCCUGAUGAAGGAGAUGGAAGGGAUCUUUUUGGCACAUUAAAACGAAGUCCAGCUGAGCAUAAUACAGAAUCUACUAAGGGUUUUAGCUUCGGUGAAGUUGGCUGCAUACGGACAAGCAAUGGCAAAGUUGUCUGCUGUCAUUUCUCAUCAGAUGGAAAAUUGUUGGCUAGUGCAGGACACGAGAAGAAGGCUGUUCUUUGGAACAUGGACACUCUGCAAACGGAGAGCACUCCAGAGGAACACACUCUUAUCAUUACAGAUAUUCGUUUUAGACCAAAUUCAACUCAGCUAGCUACAUCUUCAUUUGAUAGAACUGUGCGACUUUGGAAUGCAACAGAGCCAAGCUACUCUUUACAUACAUAUGCUGGUCAUAAUUCACAUGUGAUGUCACUUGAUUUCCACCCGAAGAAGACAGAUGUUUUCUGCUCUUGUGAUGGUAAUGGCGAAAUUCGCUUUUGGAAUGUCAACAAUCAAUAUUCAUGUACAAAGGUUUUCAAGGGAGGCAUGGCACAGGUGAGGUUUCAGCCUAGAAUUGGGCAGCUACUAGCAGCAGCAGCUGAGAAUGUUGUGUCCAUUUUUGAUGUUGAGAGUGACAGGCAGACACAGUCCUUACAGGGGCAUUCAAAAGAGGUAAACUCAAUCUGCUGGGAUACAAAUGGAGAUUAUUUGGCAUCUGUGAGUCAGGAUUGUGUGAGGGUGUGGUCUUUAACUUCAGGCGAGUGCAUACAUGAGCUUAGCUCCAAUGGGAACAAAUUCCACUCCUGUGUCUUUCAUCCUCGUUAUUCCACACUCUUGGUGAUUGGGGGUUACCAGUCGUUGGAGCUGUGGAACAUGGCUGAGAACAAGAGCAUGACGGUUCCUGCACACGAGGGCCUGAUUGCAGCAGUGGCUCAGUCACCUGUCACUGGGAUGGUUGCCUCUGCAAGUCAUGACAAAUCCGUUAAGCUAUGGAAAUAAAAUGGUUGGUUUGGCCCCCCCACCCCCCCAAAAAAAAAUAUCCCCACGGUCUAAGAGCAUUUGGUGUUGCCCAGUCAAUUCCCAGUGUAAAUUAGAAAAAUUGCCAAAAUGUAUGAUUGUU